Molecule: messenger RNA, 1782 nt
Organism: Didymodactylos carnosus
Lineage: Eukaryota; Metazoa; Rotifera; Eurotatoria; Philodinida; Philodinidae
Source: the annotation of a GenBank genome assembly
AUGAAUAAAGCAGGCAGAUUAGAUUCUAAAAAUAGAAUUAUCAAACCGACUCCCACUGAACAACGCCGAUUAUCACAGCCAAAUUCUCAUCAUAAAUUUGAACAUGUACAUACCAAUAGUGGAAUUCGAUUAUUACCAACUCAUCGCCAUCAAGAACAUAUUGACGAAUCGUGUCAAUGGAGUUCAAUGUCUACCAGAUAUAGUGAUCUUAUGAAUAAGCAUAGCAGUGAAGCGAUGACAACAACAACGACAGUAUCAAAAGGCAGAUGUUUAAGAUAUAAGUCAGAUUUACAGCGUACUUCAUCACUUUGGUCGUAUUUUUACAAUUUUAAAUUAAUAUUUGUUCUCUCAAUCGUCUUACUGUUAAUUAUCUAUUGGUUUUAUCGUCGUAAACGUCAGUCAGAAUCAGAAGAUGAUCAAGGUGAUAAUAAUGAAAGAAAAUCAUCCUUAUCAUCUUUAACUGACGAAAAAGAACAUCCAUCUCUUACGCUCUAUCCACAUCCAUCUGAACAUCAUCACUACAAUGUAUUAGCAACAAUUACAGAGGAAAAUCCUUCAACAUUAACUCCAACAUCAUCAUCAGCAAAUUUCAAUUAUUCUAUUAAAGCAACAUCACCACCCGCACCACCACCAUCACCACAACCACCACCGACAACAGAUGAAACUGACUCAAGGUUUACACUAACCAUCGAUAGUGCACCACAACUACGUCAAAGGAAAUUACCAGAGGAAAUUACUAGUUCAACAGAUGCAGACUACGUACAAAUAUCACCAAAUAAUUUUAAAAAUAACGAAAAUAAUAAUAAUUCAUGGGAAAAAGUUGAAAAAGCAGAAACUGUUGAUUUGAGUGGAUUAUCAUCCCGUAUUCACAGUCAUCAACAACAAAAACAACCGUUUACAGUGGGAGUACAUGCUCAAUUUGAAGAUGUAGCAACACAAGCACUCAUUGAACCCGAUAAUAGUCGUCCAGUUAUCAUUAGAAAAUUUUGUGCACCCCAUUUGAAUGCUAUCAAAGAUGAUUAUAAUACAUUAGAAGAAUUAAAUGAUGCUGUUGAACAAGUGGGUUUAGAUAAAAGUCAGUUGAUAUUCGGAAUUGAUUAUACAAUAAGCAACAUAGAAACUGGUAAACAAUCAUUCAAUGGUCGAUCUUUGCAUGAUAUUCAAGAUGGAAUAUUAAAUCCAUAUCAGAGUGUAAUUACAAUAAUUGGUCGAACAUUAGAAAAAUUUGAUUCAGAUACACUCAUUCCAGCGUUUGGCUUUGGUGAUCGAACAACAUUAGAUCGAAAAAUAUUUCCUUUACGUCCUGAUGGAAGUUAUUGUAAAGGAUUCAUGGGAGUUUUAGACGCUUACAAUAAAAUCACUCCAAAAGUAAAAAUGAGUGGACCAACCAAUUUUGGUCCAUUAAUCAAAGAAGCAAUUAGAAUUGUGAAAAAAACAAAACAGUAUCAUAUAUUGGUCAUUGUUGCGGAUGGUCAAGUAACAAAUGAGCGUCAAACAAAGGAUGCAAUUGUUGAAGCUUCAGCUUAUCCGUUGUCGAUUGUUAUGAUUGGUGUUGGCGAUGGACCGUGGGAUAUGAUGGAAGAAUUUGAUGAUUCACUGCCAACAAGACAAUUUGAUAAUUUUCAAUUUGUUAAUUACAAUGAUAUAUUACGAGUAACAGAAGGAAAUAUGGACUCAGAUUUUGCAUUACAUGCACUUAUGGAAAUUCCCUCACAAUAUGAAGCUAUCAAGAAAUUAGGUUUACUCAAAAACAUAUCAUCAUCAUCGUCACAAAAAUCAUAG